AUGACGACGCAAAUCCUCCACGGCAAGCCCAUCCCAGAGGUUGACAUUCUCUUCCUCGGCAGUCCCGGCGUCGGCAAAGCCACCUUCCUGUCACGCCUCCACCACAUCCGCAAUGGCAAGCUCGACCUUUCCGCCGUGCCCCAGGGCCGCGUCUUCGCCCCCUCGGCGCCACUGGCGUUCGACGUCACCCUCUUCGGCCGGCCCUACAGCUUCCGCAUCCACAACUCGACAUCCACGCUGUUCGUCGACCCGUUCCCGCCGUGUCCGGCGUUCGCCAUCAUCGCGUUCGCCAUCCCGCACCGCGAAUCGCUGCACAACGCGCAGUAUUAUUGGCGCAAGCAGCUCUCCUUGCAUUACCACGACCUGGAGCAUACCAUGCCGGUCAUGCUGCUGGGGUUGAAGCGCGAUGAGCGCACCGAGGAGAGGCUCGAGGGGGAUGGUGAGGGCGAGGGUGGACGGUUCAAGUGUGUGAUGCCGCAGGAGGGGUUGCAGGCCGCGCAGGAGAUGCGGUGCGAUCAGUAUGCCGAGUGUAGUGCCUUGACGGGGGAGUUGAUGUUCGAGGUGCUCGAGGAUAUCACGAGGACGGCGGCCAGGACGACGACCGAGGCGGGGGGGUUAAGUCAGAAUUCGAGUUGUGAGGUGAUGUGA
Cladophialophora yegresii CBS 114405 is the source of this 648-nucleotide messenger RNA. RefSeq lists its product as uncharacterized. The record is from RefSeq and is a predicted model, not a curated record. Lineage: Eukaryota; Fungi; Ascomycota; Eurotiomycetes; Chaetothyriales; Herpotrichiellaceae. The coding region runs from base 1 to 648 and encodes 215 amino acids. The transcript has 2 exons. Gene Ontology annotation, molecular function: GTPase activity; GTP binding.